Molecule: messenger RNA, 1837 nt
Organism: Sorex fumeus (smoky shrew)
Lineage: Eukaryota; Metazoa; Chordata; Mammalia; Eulipotyphla; Soricidae
Gene: SLC6A1
Product: solute carrier family 6 member 1
Exons: 15
Coding region: 29-1822 (597 amino acids)
Biological process (GO): sodium ion transmembrane transport; neurotransmitter transport
Cellular component (GO): plasma membrane; cell surface; axon
Molecular function (GO): gamma-aminobutyric acid:sodium:chloride symporter activity
Source: RefSeq, a predicted model, not a curated record
GACCCCUGCGGCGGCCAAGCACCGCGACAUGGCGACCGACAGCAGCAAGGUGGCCGACGGGCAGAUCUCCACGGAGGUCAGCGAGGCGCCGGUGGCCAACGACAAGCCCAAGACGCUGGUGGUGAAGGUGCAGAAGACGGACCUGCCCGACCGGGACACCUGGAAGGGCCGCUUCGACUUCCUCAUGUCCUGCGUGGGCUACGCCAUCGGGCUGGGCAACGUCUGGCGCUUCCCCUACCUCUGCGGCAAGAACGGCGGCGGGGCCUUCCUCAUCCCCUACUUCCUGACGCUCAUCUUCGCGGGGGUCCCGCUCUUCCUGCUCGAGUGCUCCCUGGGCCAGUACACGUCCAUCGGGGGCCUGGGCGUGUGGAAGCUGGCCCCCAUGUUCAAGGGUGUGGGCCUGGCCGCCGCCGUGCUGUCCUUCUGGCUGAAUAUCUACUACAUCGUCAUCAUCUCCUGGGCCAUCUACUACCUGUACCACUCCUUUACCACGACGCUGCCCUGGAAGCAGUGUGACAACCCCUGGAACACGGAGCGCUGCUUCUCCAACUACAGCGUCAUCAACAGCACCAACAUGACCAGCGCCGUGGUGGAGUUCUGGGAGCGCAACAUGCAUCAGAUGACAGAUGGGCUGGAUAAGCCGGGUCAGAUCCGCUGGCCCUUGGCCAUCACCCUGGCCAUCGCCUGGGUGCUGGUGUACUUCUGUAUCUGGAAGGGUGUCGGCUGGACUGGAAAGGUGGUCUACUUCUCAGCCACAUACCCCUACAUCAUGCUCAUCAUCCUGUUCUUCCGCGGGGUGACGCUGCCCGGGGCGCGGGAGGGGAUCCUCUUCUACAUCACGCCCAACUUCCGCAAGCUGUCGGACUCGGAGGUGUGGUUGGAUGCGGCCACCCAGAUCUUCUUCUCCUACGGGCUGGGCCUGGGAUCUCUGAUCGCUCUCGGGAGCUACAACUCUUUCCACAACAACGUCUACAGGGACUCCAUCAUCGUGUGCUGCAUCAACUCUUGCACCAGCAUGUUCGCCGGCUUCGUCAUCUUCUCCAUCGUGGGCUUCAUGGCCCACGUCACCAAGAGGUCCAUUGCUGAUGUGGCGGCCUCAGGCCCCGGGCUGGCGUUCCUGGCGUACCCCGAAGCUGUGACCCAGUUACCCAUCUCUCCACUCUGGGCCAUCCUCUUCUUCUCCAUGCUACUGAUGCUGGGCAUUGAUAGCCAGUUCUGCACCGUGGAGGGCUUCAUCACCGCGCUGGUGGACGAGUACCCCAGACUCCUUCGUAAACGCAGGGAGCUCUUCAUUGCUGCCGUCUGCGUGGUCUCCUACCUGAUCGGCCUCUCCAACAUCACCCAGGGGGGCAUUUAUGUCUUCAAGCUCUUCGACUACUACUCGGCCAGCGGUAUGAGCCUGCUCUUCCUCGUCUUCUUCGAGUGCGUCUCCAUCUCCUGGUUUUACGGUGUCAACCGCUUCUACGACAACAUCCAGGAGAUGGUGGGCUCCAGGCCUUGCAUCUGGUGGAAGCUUUGCUGGUCCUUCUUCACCCCCAUCAUCGUGGCGGGUGUGUUCAUUUUCAGUGCUGUGCAGAUGACCCCGCUCACCAUGGGGAGCUACGUGUUCCCCAAGUGGGGUCAGGGUGUGGGCUGGCUCAUGGCCCUGUCUUCCAUGGUCCUCAUCCCCGGCUACAUGGCCUACAUGUUCCUCACCUUGAAGGGCUCCCUGAAGCAGCGCAUCCAGGUCAUGGUCCAGCCCAGCGAGGACAUCGUGCGCCCCGAGAACGGCCCCGAGCAGCCCCAGGCCAGCGGCUCGGCCAGCAAGGAGGCCUACAUGUAGGGGCCGCGCUCGCCC